Messenger RNA from Helicoverpa armigera (cotton bollworm), 5077 nucleotides. RefSeq names its product non-specific lethal 1 (gene nsl1). Lineage: Eukaryota; Metazoa; Arthropoda; Insecta; Lepidoptera; Noctuidae. The record is from RefSeq and is a predicted model, not a curated record. Gene Ontology annotation, molecular function: histone acetyltransferase binding. The transcript is spliced from 10 exons. Gene Ontology annotation, cellular component: NSL complex. Bases 677 to 2935 code for a protein of 752 amino acids.
UUGCACAUAUCGCUCUAUGCGAAGCGAACGCUAGUCGUGUGCGGCAAAACGUUUCGUCACUGGAUAUGAGUACCUUACCUACCCAGUUCGCUAGUGUUUUUUGGCCUGGUUCCGCCAUUAUUACUAAAAAAAAUCUUCAUUGUCAUUAUUUAGAUAAUAAGCAUUCGGUGAAACACGAGUGUUACACAGACAAACUCUAUAGACUGCAGAACUAGUGUGUGCAGAAAGUGUUUUGGAAGUGUAUCAUUUCCUGUUUCAUAUCGUAGAGAAACAAGCAACUGCGACCGCUAGCGUACUCUUUUCGUUAUCACGUGGGUUAAAUUUCGAAUUAUGGUGCUUUGUGUGUAGAAUUGUUCACGUUCCAUUAGAUAUAGUUAUCGGCAAUGUCAAUGUGUUGUUUGAAUAGAAAAAAACCGGUUCAUAACCCUUCAUAAACGUUGUUUUCAGAAGCGCGCCGAGUCGCUGUCUGCCCGCCGUUCUUUUUGGCUCGCAAUGGAACCGGCGGGGGACUGAUUGGCGUGGACAAUGGUGGCAAAGAGUUGUGUUUUAGUGAUAUUGAGUGUAGUGCCAGUGCUGUGAACUCGUUAUUAGUGUUACAUAAGGGCGAAAUGAACUGUUCGAGAAGCCCGCCCUGACGCGGCGAGCGCCAGCGUCCGCGGCGGGCGAGGUGCAGGUCAUGGCACCAGCAUUGUCCAUAGCACCCCGAGAGCCGCACAUCCACGACACCAACGGUCUUGGCGAAACAGAGAGGCCUCAGGCCCUCCGCAGACGGGCGCUUACGUCCGUCGAUAACCUUGUGACACACAUGGACGAAGAUGAUAUGGGGCUACAGAAUCAGCCCAGCCUUGCCAAGGACUCCCAGGAGAUGGAACAGAUCUUAGUAGAUCUGGGAAGCACUGAACUUGAGCAACAAGGAGAUUUGCUUCAAGCUAUAAAAACAAUGGAUACGGGGGCCGACGCGCUCUCUGGUGGCGAGGUCAUGUCGACCGACGACCCCGAGGCGAUAUUUCCUCUCUCUGGAUUCGAAUCUCUGCCAGAACCUGCGGACUCUGAGGGUGAUGCUAUGGAAGAGAAGAUUAAAACAGUACAGGUGAAACUAGAAAGACGAUGUUCAUUUUUACAAAGAAGGUUACGAAUAUUACAGGCCCGAGCAAUAGGUAAGAAAGUAUCUGAGGAAGCCACUCAGUCAUUUGAGAAGUGUACACGGGGUGCCCGAAGAGAUAGCGGUGGCGGUAGACAUAUGGGCCUGAAAACUUUCCUUAAGACUGUAGAGACUACUUCAGCAUUACAGGCCAGUGCACAAUCCAGGGCAGUUGUAGGUCCUAAAUAUUAUAAUCCUGGGACAUCUAAAGGUGAUGCAUCCAAAUCAGCAAGUAUUGGCAUUCCGUCCGGUACCCUGACAGGGCUGGAGGAUACGGCGGGGGCGCUGCGCUCACACCUGUCAGUGGUGAAGCAUGAGCUGGACUCUGAUGCCACACUGUCGUCUUCUGGAGCCGAGAGUAAUGAUGAGGCAGUCACAUACAACAAUCCACUUCAACAACAAAUGCCCAUUGAGAAGCGCGCCCUAUGGUCUUGGCAGCGAAAGCGCGCGUCGAUAGCUUCUCGUUGGUGCUGGCUGCAGGCUCAGGUGCAGGAGUUGGAGUACAGGAUCCGCCAGCACAAUGAGCUGCAUGCACAGGUCCGGGAGAACAAAGGUGCGGUGGAGUUUGAAGGCGAGCCGGUGGCCUACGAGGGCUCGUUACCGGGCUCCUCCGAGCCGCCCGACGACCAUCCCUCCCGGGAGACCUGUGCUCGCGUGCGGCCGCUGCGACGUGAGACCUUCAAGAAGAGGAAGUUGCUGCAGAUGCAUAACUUGCAUAUCGCCACUCAGAAGGCUGCCAAACCAUCUGAUAUUAAUUGCAGCUGCGAGCAGGGCAUGGAGAGCUGCGCGGUGUGCACGGGGCGCGUGGAGCCCACGCAGCCCGCGCCGCCGCUCUGCACCGUGCCGCCGCGACUCCGCAUCGCCGCCGUCGACCCCGGCUUCCAUCCCGUGCUUAGUGAUAUUAAAGACGUGCCAGCAUCCGUGCACAUGUCAGCGCUGGCCCCGCGCGCGUGGUUCCGCUCGCGCGUGGGCAAGUCGUGGCGCGGCGCGCACGGCGGGGCGCCGCGCACCACGCACGCGGCCUCCAGCGCGCACACGCCCAAACCGCUCAAGCGACAUCCCACACGGUCGAAAAGAGGUCGGCCGCCGCUAACGAAAAAGAUACGGGAGAGAGAAAGAGAUGACGAAACCUCAACAUCUGGCCAUGAAAGGUCCCGCGGUCGGUCGAGCACGGAGUCUCGCGGCUGGCGGCGGCAGUCGUACGACAUCGACAACAUCGUCAUCCCGCAGAGCGUCGCCGCUAACACGCGUCCGCAGAUACUCACAUACAAGGAGAUCAUCACGCCCAAGUGGCGAGUGCUGGAAAUACCGGACGCGCCGCUAAACAACGGUAUUUCCAAGUCCAACCGCAUGUCUAUUGAGAGUGAGGAGGAGGACGUGUCAGACGCGGCAGUGUCCCUGCGCCACACGCGGGCGGAGGGCCGCGAGCGAGCGCGGUACAUGCGCAAGCGACGAGCCCGCCGGGACACGCAGGAACAGAACUCGCAUCACGAGCAGCCGCCGCUACCCGCGCCCACACCGCCGCCGUCUGUACGAGUGCCCGACCCCACGCUACACGAGACUGUACGGCCGUACACGCCGCGUCAGUUCCCGCUGGGCGACGCGGCGUACCAGCACAUGGUGGCGGCCAUGCCGGACGGCUUCCACAGCCCCGCGUCGCCGCCGCCCGCCGACUCCGACACGUCGAGCCUGUCGCCCGCCGACGUCACGCCCUUCGACGGCGACGACCCCGACGACGCCGAGUGGGACCCGCGCCCGCACCGCAGCGACCGACGCAAGUCCUCCUUUAGAUGAAUUCCACACUACAUGGACUUAUCACUGGAUUUCGUAACUGUCCUCUUUAUUUAUGGGGAUAACUACUCUCAGAGAUGGUUCAUUUGUAUGCUUCACCAACAAAUUUUACGCUAUUGAAUGUGGAAAUGUAAUAAACCUAACUUGGCGACCGACGCAAGUCGUCCUUCAGAUGAAUUAUAACAAUUCGCCACUGGAUUUCGGGGACGACUGCCCUCAAAAGAGGCUCGUUUAUUUGCUUCACCAAGAAUUUUUUCGCUAUUGAAAUAUGUUGAAAUAUUGGAAAUACUAAUUGGAACUAUAAUAAACCUAACUUGUUGUAAUAUGAACAAGAACCGCAAUACGAAAUACAAUGGACUAAAAAAGCAUCCAAAUAGGUUCCUUUGUUUAAGAGCUCUUUUGCCACAGACAAACAUUAAUUUAACACCCCCCUUGACUAUAGGGUAUUAAAAAACUAAAAAUGUUACUAAUAAGCUGCGCAGGACGUAUUUAUAUUGCUCAGCCAGCUGCACAGAACAUAAUAGAACACAAGUGCACUCUUUCAAUCUGACACGACGAUGACUUCAAGACGCGACUUAUGUACGAAAUGUAGCGAGUGACGCCGAUCAAAGCUUCCCAGCAGGUAUUGUAAGCUUUAAAAGGCUCAUUGCCUACAUAAUGAUAAUAUAGUUUGUAAUAUCUUUUUCACUUUGUCAACUGAGUCGUCUAUACAAUCUAAGUGUUACGAUACUGACACGCGCGCCAGAAUUCAUGUUGUGAUUUAAAUAAUUGAUGUUUGCAUGCAUUUUACAGUAAAAUUCCCAAUCAAUAAUAAUUUAUUUCACUUACUAUAGAAUAGUAUACAAGUUCAAUCUGGAUGUUACAGGUCAUUGUAAUUUUAUAAUGAGGUUUAAUUGAUAUUGACUGGAUGUAAUGGAAUCUAGUUUAUAUUUGCAUUAUGCAUAACUUUUAAGUGAUUAAAAUUAGUUUAUGUAUAAGGUCUAAUGGUAUUGACAAUUGGUGUUUAUGUAAAAAAUACUUCCUAAUUCAAAAUGUUAGACAAUUUGUGUCAACACAGCAUUGCGCGUAUGAGAACUGUAAUCUAUUAGUUACAAUAUUCUUGUAAAAAUGUAUAGAAAUAUGGAGGAGUAAGUUCUUUUACGAUACGACUUACUAUAUGUGCUAUUAUUAAGAGCACCCAUCGUACAAUAAAAUAUUGCAAAAUGCAUUUGCUUGCAUCAUGAUUGGUAUUAUGAUACUAAAAAAAAUGAACUUAAUGUUAAUUUUGAGUUGUUCACUACAAACGGUAUUUUUAGUAACAGAGAGUAUAGCAACAUCUGUGGUACAGUUUCUAUUGCAAGUGAGCACACUUUACAUUCCCUUCAGUUCAAACGAUUUGUUAAAGUCGAUGUUAAAUGUAAUUUAACGAUUUUUAAAUACUGCUUUUUAAACUAAUAGAGUUAAUAUGAACGAUAAGUAUGUGUUCACGCAAAUAUUUGGCUACAUUUAAGUUGUAACUAGCCAUUCUAUUAAAAUUUAUGCCCAAUAGCCGCCAAGCGCUUGUAAAUAUUGACUUUUAAUAAUAGGGCACUGAAUAGGAACUAAUAGACUGGCUAUAAAUUAAUAAUUUGAAUCUCUUUAAGAGUGCGAAUUUGAUGUUUUAAAAUAAUACGAUCCUUGUUUUUGCUUUAUAAAUAAUUUAUAAUUUUAGUAUUUACCAUUGGUAAUAAUUGAAAUUCAUACUUUUUUUGUUCUAAUCACAGAGUUAAUGAUAAUUGCUUUACAUUUUAGAGGAGGAUUGGAUGGUUUAUAUAGUUUGGUCUAUGAGACAGGAAAUUAUUGACUGAGUAUUAAAUGUUAAUAUAAGAUUUAAAGAAUAAAAUCACUUGGUUUUUCUGUCACCAAUACUUAUAACGAAGCUCUUGUAUAUUUUUAUGUGGAAUAUAAUACUAUUCCUAGAUAUCCGUGUUUGUUGUCGCAUAGACUGCUUGGCUGACUAUACACACAUUGUGAAGGAAAAUGUAAAAUUUUAAUGAAGUUCGUUCAGUUUUCUUGAGGAGCCAAAGUCUUCUGGUUAUUUGUAAUUAAUUCAGGUAGGUUUAAGUUUUUUUUAAGAUGACUCUGUUCCAAAGAGUGAAUUGAGAAAUAUAGAAAUAAUAAACAGUC